AUGUUUAAUCCAACUGCUUUGUCGGUCCUUUUGACUUUGAAUAUCCUCUCUGCAGCUGCUGGUGGCCAGAAGCAAGCCAGCAUAACUGACUUUUGGGCGGGAGCGGAUCUGUUGUCGUUCGUUUCGAGGCCCGACAUACGGGCACCAAGAUGGAACGUCACUAAACAUCAUCCCGACUUGAUCACCCCUGGAUACUGGUUUGUCGCACCAUAUACAACUUGGGCGACGGUCCCUGACCGACUCGAAUUCUCGCCGGCGCAGGUCGGGCCGCAUAUCUAUGAUGGAGAUGGAAAUCUGAUCUGGAGCGGCGCGGCGCUGGCCCAUAACCGUAACGCAUUCGACUUUCGGACCUUCAAAGCCAAUGGCUCCACGCACCUCUCCUACGUUCUGCACUACAGCAGGAGAGAAGGUGACGAGGAACAACACGGACAAGGCGUCUACCUUGACUCGUCAUAUCGACAAAUAGGCAGAGUCACCCACAAUAUUGGCAUCGAAUUCAAUUUCCAUGAGUUCGACAUACGCGACGACGGGAAAUCUGCGCUGCUCAUUGCCACCGACCGGACUGUGAGGCAGGAACCCACCACGGGUAAAUCUGGCUGGGUUGCGCACGAUUGCAUUAAGGAACUCGAUCUCACAACGGGCGAAGACAAAUUCUGGUGGUGUCCUCUGGACAACGGUGUCCAGCUGAACGAGACCUACGACAAUAUCCCAGACAUGGAAGGUGUCACUGAGGGCGGACCAUGGGAUUUUCUCCAUGGCAACUCGAUCGACAAGUUCGAGGACGGCGAUUAUUUGUACUCUGCUCGACAUGUCAACACGAUAUAUCGAGUCAACCACACAGACAAAUCAAUCGUGUGGCGGCUGGGGGGGAAACUGUCGGAUUUUGAAAUGGAUUUCAACUUUUCAUCUCAGCAUCAUGCAUCGGUCCAGUCAGAUGGUGGCUCAAUAGUGAGGUUGACCUUUCUCGACAACGCCGCGGACGAUCAGGGGAGACAACCAACGACUUCAACGACUUCUUCGGCGAAACUAGUAGAGUUGGACACUGAUACCAUGACUGCAACGCUGGUAGACGCGUGGUAUCGCCCUGAUGGGAAACUCAGUGACAAGCGCGGUAAUGUCAACACGAUGCCGAACGGCAACAUUUUUGUAGCGUGGAGCGAGAACGGCUACAUGACUGAACACACUGCCACAGAGGACAAGAAGCUGGUCCUCGAGGCCAAGUUUACCUCUCAUCGGUUCUCGACUUACCGAGCGUUCAAGGCGAACUUUAGCGGCAACCCGAUCGAGCGACCUGUGGUGAAAGCAUUCGCGACACAGUCGGGAAGGGAUGCUUCGUACUCGAUGACAACGUUCUAUGUUAGCUGGAACGGCGCAACCGAAGUCAAGAGGUGGGAGUUUUUCGGCUCCCAAGGUGAUAAUGUCGGAGAGUUUCAAUAUCUCGGGACGACGAACAGGACCGGAUUCGAGACCACGUUCUCCGAAAAGGGACUGUGGCUGAACGUCUAUGCCAAGGCCAUAGCUGAAGAUGGCAAGUCUCUUCGCACGAGCAAUAUCGAGCGAUGCUCCGCCUGGCCUGGGUCGCCGCCACUUAAGACGAAUGUACAGAUUGGAGGAAUGGCGCAUGGUUCGAGUGCUUCGAAUACGUCGGGGAAUUCAACGAGCCCCACGACGUCUGCAGCUGAAACGGCAAAGACAUGGACAGAUCAAGCCAAACAGAACCCCUUGGCGUUGUGGGUGUUUGUGCUCAUGCUGGUGCUGCAAGUCGUCGUUGUCGUGGCCUUGUCUCGCUGCUACCGCCGCAUCCACCGGGCUACGUGGAAGGAAGACCAGGUGGAAUUGCUGUCCAAGGGAGACUUUACGGAUUGA
Messenger RNA from Exophiala spinifera, 1866 nucleotides. RefSeq lists its product as uncharacterized. Lineage: Eukaryota; Fungi; Ascomycota; Eurotiomycetes; Chaetothyriales; Herpotrichiellaceae. The transcript is spliced from 5 exons. The record is from RefSeq and is a predicted model, not a curated record. The coding region runs from base 1 to 1866 and encodes 621 amino acids.